GAAAAUUUUCAGGGCAAUUUUUUUUAUUGCGCUUCCUGAAAAGUACCGAGCCUCGAGAAUGCCCCGCAGCGUUGGACAAGAAACCAUGAGGGAAUGCGCAAUUCUUUCGAGACUGGUUUCGCGCUGCUAGGAACGUCACUCUGCCGCACAUCCUUGGCUCUGCCUUUCUUAAACAUUCAUUCCUAUCUCCGCUUGGUACAGCUCGCCCUUCCCCAUUUGCUUCCCUCCUUUUUCUCUCAGACGAAAGAGCUCUGCGCGAAAAAAGACACAAAGAUUUGGAAAGAAAGAAAGUGCGUCUUCUAUAACCUGUUCGAAUCCGCAUGACGCUUUUUGACAAUCUGAUCGGGGGGUAUCUUUCUGGGAUCGUCUUUGCCACAACGCUGUUGGGUGCCACAACCAUCCAAGCGUACUGGUACUUUGCAAGGUUUCCCAAGGAUCCAUCAUGGAACAAGCUUCUAGUCAUAUUCUUGAUAGGGGCGCAAUUCCUCAACUUAGGUUGUAUGAUGAAAACCAUGUACGGGCUAUUGGUUCAAUCCCUUGGCAGAGCCUUCACUCGCAAUCCAUGGAGUGGGAGUUCGUAUCUUCUCGUGAACGCUGUAUCCUCUGUGCUGGUGCACUUCUUUUUCGUCGGGAGGAUCAGGAAACUGACUAAAAUCCGUUGGUUGCCUGCAACGAUUGCGGUUGCAUCAUUGAGCAUGCUUGGAUUCGCCGUAGAAGUAUCUGUGAAUGGGUAAGCUGACUUGUGUAAGCCUACCGUCAUAUUGCGAUUUUCGCCACUGGCAGGUUUCGGUCUCGAGGUAAUCUUGUGAGCGCCAAGCCUCGAUUUGACAUCACUGCAUGGUGUACAUGCCAGGUGGUAGUGGACGUGCUAAUAGCAAGCAGCAUGGUUGGGCUGCUCUA
This is a messenger RNA of Cantharellus anzutake, 900 nucleotides long. RefSeq lists its product as uncharacterized. The coding region runs from base 321 to 734 and encodes 137 amino acids. The transcript has 15 exons. NCBI's taxonomy places the organism in Eukaryota, Fungi, Basidiomycota, Agaricomycetes, Cantharellales, Hydnaceae. The record is from RefSeq and is a predicted model, not a curated record.